UGCAUAUAAACCUCAUCACCUUAUUAGCUUAUUCUGCCAAACUUUUCACCAUAUCCAAAUCUCCAUCAUACUGUUUCAUAAUAAAACUUCAAAAAAGAAUUGAAUUUCAUUUUUCUUCUUCAAACCGGUCCAAAUCUCGAUCAUACUGCCAAACUUUUCACCAUUUUUCUUCUUCAAACCGGAAGAAAGUGAUGAAGGGAGAAAGCACGCAGAAGAAAAUGGGUUACAGAUGGUUUGAUAUACUUCUUGCAAUGGCCUGGGCCUCCAGAUGGAGAAAAGCUUACAAGUGCAAGAGGGUGAUCAGGCGGCUUAAACAACGCAUAGAACUCCAGAAAAACCGAAUGGAUGCCAUUAUCAGGCAAGCCCGAAGUGAUGUUGCUCAGCUUCUGCAGAAUGGGCAGUUACACCUUGCUUUAUCAAAGGUGGAGCAGCUUCAUAGUGACCAGUGCAGGCUGGCUGCAUAUAAUCAGCUUCUUCACUUCUGUGACUGCAUCUUCACAAACCUCUCUGACUUCAGCAUGCACAGUAAAUUUUCUGAUGAAGGCAGGGAAGCUGCAUCGAGUAUCAUAUAUGCUUCAGCUAGAUGCAGUGAGUUACCUGAGCUACAUUCACUCAGAGAUUUGUUCAAACAGCAUUUUGGGAAAGCGUUCGAGAGAAUCAACGUUCAGCUGCUACCCGGGAACACAGUAAACUCUCAAACUAAGCAGAACCUAACCAGGAAGCCGGUAAUGGAAGAUAUCAAGCUCCAACUAACAGAUGAAAUAGCUAAUGAGUAUGCAAUUUCUUUGGGACCUCAACUUAAGUUACUUGCACGCGAAAAUUACAUUGAAUCUUGUGAGGUGAAGAAAAAGGAUGAACCCGAGGGGGGCUCGAGCAAGAAUGAGAGUAAACACAAAAGUUCAAGGACUUUGAAGCUGCAGGGUAUUCUGCAAAAGAUUAGAUCAAAUACUACUUUGACAAAUUCUACAGAGAUAAAGAUGAGGGGGAACAACAAUAUAGAUCCAUCAUUCGAGAUUGUACCUGAUGAAAGGGCAGAAGUGCAGCAUUCGAGCUCUAAGUGUUGUUACCCUGACAAAGUAAUAGAUCAAAGACACAGUCAUAUGUUCAAUAAGGAUGCCAGUUAUGCUCGCAAAGAGAGAAAUGUAGAGGUUCAAGAUUCUUAUAUAAUCGAUAAAGAUAAGAAGAAUCGUCCUCUCACUCAUGUUCAUCCUAAGCUUCCAGACUACGAGUGUUUAGCUGCCAAAUUCGAGGAUCUAAAAAGGCAGAAUGCAAAUGAUCAACCACUUACUAAGUGGAUGAGGUGAUAUGAUAGAAUACAACUCUCAACUAAAGCAGCCUUUAGUUUUUACUUUGUUCGGUUUCUUGUUCCUCUCAACA
This is a messenger RNA of Ipomoea nil (Japanese morning glory), 1377 nucleotides long. RefSeq lists its product as uncharacterized. The record is from RefSeq and is a predicted model, not a curated record. Gene Ontology annotation, biological process: protein transport. NCBI's taxonomy places the organism in Eukaryota, Viridiplantae, Streptophyta, Magnoliopsida, Solanales, Convolvulaceae. Bases 192 to 1304 code for a protein of 370 amino acids. The transcript is spliced from 5 exons.